Molecule: messenger RNA, 3561 nt
Organism: Penaeus indicus
Lineage: Eukaryota; Metazoa; Arthropoda; Malacostraca; Decapoda; Penaeidae
Product: mutS protein homolog 4-like
Exons: 19
Coding region: 1-3258 (1085 amino acids)
Biological process (GO): reciprocal meiotic recombination; mismatch repair
Cellular component (GO): nucleus
Molecular function (GO): mismatched DNA binding; ATP binding; ATP-dependent DNA damage sensor activity
Source: RefSeq, a predicted model, not a curated record
AUGUUCAUUAUGUUCUUCAUAAUCAUUCCACAGCUCUAUAUUUUCUUCCUGCGCAGGCCCUCGGUCUACGGAGCGCCCGCCCACUCAACGCCCAUCUUCGACUUCACGCCGCCCCACCCUGCCCACCUGCUGGCCUCAGGGGCGUCGCUCUCCCUGACUCAGUCCGCCCGCGCCAGCCGCUCCUCGGGCCCGAAGCGCGUCGGAGGGACGAGGGACUCCUGGUCCGAGUCGGCUGAGCUCUCUGCCGCCGCCUCCUGCAGGACCUCGAGGGCGUCUUCCGCGAGUGGCGAAGGCGGGGCGUCCGGGGCGUCGAAGGACCACUCCAGCCUCUUUAAGACUCCGAGGAGCGAUGGGCGCGCGCGGGCAUCGAGGGAUCAGUACCCCGGACAUGGGCGUAAAAGGACCCCCUCGUGGGCGGGCUCGAAGGACGCCUCCAGCGGGCGCUUCAGGACGCCCUCCACUGGGCGGACGACGACGCUCAACUCGGCGCGCUCCUCCUGCACGCCCGGAUCCGCCCGCGCCCGCCCCGUCGCGCCCUCGACCAUCGUCGCGGUGGCAGAAGGCCGAGGGCAAGCCCGAGGGGAGGUGGGCGUGGCGGCGAUAGACCUGCGACGCCCACACCUGUCCCUGGCUCAGUUCUCGGACACACACACCUACACGAGGACUCUCACGAAGCUGACCGUGCUGGAUCCCCUGGAGGUCGUGAUAGCGAGCACGGCGGUGGACGGGGCUGCAGGCGUGGGCGGGGGAAGCGGGCUGGUGCGAGUCCUGCAGGAGAGCUUGGCGGAGGUGUCCAUCACGGCCGUCCAGCGUCGCUACUUCAAGGACACCCGCGGCCUCGCCAUCGUCAAACACCUCGCGGCGCCCCACUGCGCCUACGUCGAGAGGCACUUGGCGACGAAGUACUACUGUCUCGCCUCCGUGGCCGCCCUCAUGAAGUACAUAGAAUGCAUCCAGCACGUGACGUAUGCUCCCCAUACCCUCCACGUUGAGCUUUCCACCUCCGAAAACACCAUGAGCAUCGAGCACUCUACUUGUCGCAAGCUGGAGUUGGUGCGGAGUCUCCGCGGCAGCUGGGAGGACUCGCUCUUCGGCGCCCUGCGGCACACGCGGACUCCGGGGGGCACGCGCCUGCUGCGCGCCUCCCUGCUGCAGCCCCACGCAGACGUCUCAACCAUCAACGCGCGUCUGAAUGCUCUUCAGUAUCUGGUUGAUAACCCCGACCUCUUCUACACGCUGCAGGUAACAUUCAGAGUUGUGUUAUGCAUCCUUUCGUGUGAUUUGGAGAUUAUUGUAUCUAGCAUUUUAGGGAGGUUUCCAGACAUCGAUUGGCUUUUAUCAAUGUGCGCUCAACUUCAUAAGGAGGACACGGAGCAGCGUUGUGAGCUUCGUCUGAACUACGUGAUCUCUCUGAAGAACACCCUUGAGCUCCUGGAUCCCCUGGCCACCACCCUCGCCGGUGCCAGCGACCCGCUCCUCGACUCCGUCAGGCAGGUAAUCGCCUCGCCGAAGUCUAGCGUGUCGAGGCCUGACCUGCAGGAGCUCCUGGAGACGCUUCGGGGCGUGAUGCACGAGGACGCCCGCCUGGUCAAGGGCGCCGCCGCCAUGAGGGCUCAGCGCUGCUACGCCAUCAAGAGCCACGUCAACGGCCUGCUGGACGUCGCGCGCAAGAUCUACUCGGAGAUCAUCGACGACAUCACGGUUCAUAAUUUUAGUUCAAACUUACCCCACACCUCUGCUGUCCUCGAGGGGAUCCUUCUCCUUCCUCGCAUCCCUGUCCUGAGCCUCCCAUGCUGGUAUCCCCACGUAGAGGAGCUCGCCAAAGAUCACAGCGUGGGCAUGAGGGUGGGCCACAACGCCGCCCGCGGGUUUCAUAUCGCCAUCCCGAUACCGAAGAGGAAGUCAGCGCCUCACCUUCCUCCCGUGUUUAUCAAGUCAGCCAAAAACAUGAAUAAGAAGAGAGCUGAAUCGUCGCCUUCCCCCAGGUACAGCGAGGGCGAGGAAGCAUCACCUGCACGACAGAACACCUAUAUCUCUGCUAUGGGUCUUGCAAAGCGGAUCGUGUCAGAGAUGCUGAUAGAGGCGCGCGGGCGUAUGGGCGCGCUGCAUGGACUUGGGGAAGCCAUAGCCACUUUGGAUCUGGUGGUAUCUCUCGCCCACUCGGCCGCCCUCGGGUCCUGGGUCAGACCCGAGUUCUCCCGCGCCCUUGCCAUUCGCUGUGGCAGGCACCCGAUCCUAGACGUGCUCGCGCCCACGCCGCCCGUCCCAAACAACACGUUCCUAAGCCCUGAGAGCCGGGUAAUGGUGGUGACAGGACCGAAUAUGAGUGGCAAGAGCACCUACCUGCGGCAGAUCGCGCUCAUUCAAGUGCUGGCUCAGACUGGCAGUUUUGUGCCAGCAGAAUUCGCGUCCCUCCGCGUAGUGCGUCAUCUGUUCACGCAUUUAGGGUCCGAGGAUUCUCCAGAAAACAAUGCGUCCACCUUCCAAGUACAGAUGAGUGACGUGGCGCACAUGGUGGACGGGGCGGGGAGCGAUUCCCUCGUGCUGCUGGACGAACUCGGGUCAGGCACGAGCGUCGAGGAAGGAGGAUCCCUCGCCUGGGCCGUCAUGGAGACCCUCGUGCACGCCCGCGCCACCACCGUGCUCGCAACUCACGCCCUCUUCCUGACCAAGCUCCCGUACCUCUACCCGACGGUCGUGAACUAUCACCUGGAGAGCGAGGACGAAGGGGGCGGCCUGCUGCGCCUCAGCCACGUCGUCCGCCGGGGGGUCACUCAGGCCACCCGCUACGGCCUCGCCCUCGCCGCAGUCACGGCCAUGCCUCCUUCGGUGCUACAGCGGUCCCGACACCUCGCGAACGUCAUGGCGCCGCCGACGCAGGUCGCGGUGGAGGAGGACGCGGAGAGCCUACGAUACCGCGCCGUGUACCGCCUCGCACACCGCCUUCUCGCCCUGGCCAACGCCGCCCUGCCAGCAUCGAGUCCUCCCGGCGACUCACUGGCUAACUGCGCAGCUCUGACCCCGUGCGCAGCCACGUCGACGGCCCUUCAGCCCACCGGCAGGGACGAAACAGCGUCGGAAGCUUCCCUGCGAGUGGGCGCUCACGAUCUCACGGCUCUCAGCGAUUCCCGUGCGACGGAGCUGAGGACCAAGCUACAGUGCCUGCUGCAGGACUUCAUGGCGCAGGUGUCCGGCGGCACUCAGGACGCGCCUCAGCUGUCUGAAGAUGACGGUGACGGAAUUCAAGGGUUAGAUUAAGAAAUAAUUUAGAAAACUGCAUUCGAAAUGUAAACUAGAUGUUGAUUUUGGCCGUUGUUUGCCUGGGGAUUUAGUAUGAGAGCGGAGGAAAUACUACAGAAGAACCAAAAGGUCGGAAAAGAUUUACAAAUGUCAGCUGGGUGUCAGGUGUUGGAGGAAGUAGUAGCUAAGAAUGUAUAAUGUCUCCGGCCUAAAUGUUUUCUUCUUCUAUUGUGUUUUUGUUUUGACAUUUCAUAUUCUCGACAGUUUAAGAAAGGAAUGUGUUUCUGAAUAUGUCUCCUAAUGAAAAAGAACUUAGACAUU